ACCCCGUCCCAGUGACGCCUAUGAGCAGAUACUUCCCGGGGCUAUUUAGUCUGGUGGGGUGAUCUACGGUUUGUGUAAGAAUUUGAUCAUCCGAGGAGUGUCUGCAGAAAAGGGUUAGCUAUGUCGUCCUUGAUCCGAAAGGUGAUUAGCACCGCGAAAGCCCCAGGGGCCAUUGGUCCUUACAGUCAAGCCAUGCUGGUCGACAGGACCAUUUAUAUUUCAGGACAGCUAGGCAUGGACCCUUCAAGUGAACAGCUUGUGCCAGGCGGGGUGACAGAAGAAGCUAACCAAGCUCUUAAAAACAUGGGUGAAAUUCUGAAAGCUGCAGGCUGUGACUUUGCUAACGUUGUAAAAACAACUGUCUUGCUGGCUGACAUAAAUGAUUUCAAUGCUGUCAAUGAAGUCUACAAACAGUAUUUCAAGAAUAAUUUUCCUGCUAGAGCUGCUUACCAAGUUGCUGCUCUGCCCAAAGGGGGCCGUGUUGAGAUUGAAGCAAUAGCCGUCCAAGGACCUCUCACGACAGCAAGUCUGUAAAUGGGCCCCAUGUUCUUCAGCCUGGAAUUUUCAUAAUACUUUUAAAUUAACAGCUUAAUUUUUAUAAUUGAUGUUGGAAAGUAUAAGUUUGACUAAAAUAUCUGAAGUUUAUUAUGUAAAUACCAUAUAAUAGGGGGAAUUGAACAUGAAUUGAAGAUUGGAUGAGCAAUUCAAUGAUGGAUGUUAUAAAUUACAUUUAGGCACACUGAUAUUACUGAAUGUGAAAGUUCAUUCAUUACAUAGUUAAACAAAAGUAAAAGGAAACACAUGUAGGAAAGAUGAGUUACUACACCUGAGAAAUAAUAAAGAGCACUUCUAAUUUAAUGAAAUACUAUUAAUUUAAUGAUGUAACAUAUGUUUAGUUCUCAUGUCAGAUAUGUGAUUCUGCUUUUACUUGAGUAAAAUUAAACUUAGAGUUUAAAUGGUAGAGAUAAAGGAGAAGUGGACCAAAAUUGUAUAUAGAUAAUAUUUCUCUAAUGGAAAUAAAAUAGACUUGCAGAUUUUCCUUGAUGUAAUUCUGUUCAUUUUAACUGUUUCAUUAUACAUCAAAAUAAAUUACCUAAUAAAAAGGGAGGAGGGGAAGAUACAUGAAGUUAAAACUAAUAUUUCUCAAGGUUUACUUCUGACUUUGUGCAUUUUUACACUGUUGUAAACAGGCCUUGUAUACCCAUUUUAUCUUUGUUCUUUAAAGUCUUUUAAAAUUUUAAAGUAACUACUACAUGAAUACCUCCUCACUGUAGAAUAAAUCCCAACACAGAAUUAAAUGGAUCAAAAAGUAAAAAGUUCCUUUUAUUCAUCCCCAUUCCCCUUAUUUCCUCAGAGAUAACCACUGCUAAGAAUUUUGUGCACAACCCACCAGAUAAUUUUCUGUUUAUUUCUAGUUUAGUUUUGGCUUGUUUAUUACAUAACAGAACUUGUAUAUAUAUUCUACAGAUUUCUUCCUUCUGUCUUGCAGAUCUUUCCAUAUAAAUACAUAUAGAUCCACUUCAUGUUUUAAACUGCUGCAGAGUUCUUUUGUAGGGAUAUACCUUAAGUGCUUUAACCAUUCUCAGAACAAGUCAUUGUUUUAAAUUAUCAUAUUACACACCAGUGCUGCCGUAACAGUCUUACAUACACAUAGAUUUUUUUCAGAUUAUUUUAGAAAUGUCAGGCUAAUCUGAAAGCUGUGUCAAUCAGAAGAUAAUUAUUAGAAGCAGUUAAGAACAGCAGCAUUAAAAACACAGACUUUGGAGUAAUUCCAACUGGGUCCUAGGCCCAGGUCUGCCUCUUAUCGGCUGUGUGACCUUGAGCCAGUUUUAACCUCUUUAAGCCUCAGUUUCCUGGAGAUAAUAAUCACACCUUCUCAAAGGGAUGUCAUAGGGAUUCAACAAGAUGUAUGUGUAAAGUACUUCACAGUGUCUAGUCCAUGGCAGAGCUCAAAACAGCUAUCAUUGUUCUGCAGUAUUUGAUAAUCAUGCUUUGGAAUCCUGUGUUAGGUGGAAGAGUUUCUGCUCUUUAGACAACUGAAUUUACUAACAUAGGCAAAAAAUAAGUAUGAAUACUCCUGAAUUAUCCAGCAGAAUCAAGAGUCAUUGUGAAUAAAUAAAACAAGAUUAGGUGCUGACAAUUAUAGCCAUUUUUACAAGAAGCAGUCUAGCACGGUGGGUAAGGACGUGGACCUUAGAGCCACGCUACCCGAGUUCAAAUCCUUUUCUUUUUUUUUGAUUAGUCUUGCCCAGAAGUUUAUGAAUUUCAUUACUCUUUUUAAAGGAUCACGUUUUGUCUUUGUUGAUCUUUUCUAGGGUAUCUUUUCUUUAUCAUUAAUUUCUGUUCUUAUAAUUAUUUUCUUUGUUCUACUUUAAUUGAAUUUAUUCUGCUUUUUGUAACUUCUUAAGUUGAUUGUUUAGCUUACUUAUUUUCAUCUUUUCUCCUUCUCUAUGAUAAGCAUUUAUGCUUUAAAUUACCUCUAAAUACUGGCUUAGCUACAUCUCAGAAGUAUUAAUAAAAAAGUAUUUUCAUUAUUCUUCAACGUUAUUUUCUAAUUUCACUAUAAUUUCUUCUUUGACCUAUGGAUUAUAUAGAAGUAUUUUUCAAAAGUAUGUACUUUUUUUAACUUGGAGUUUUAUUAUUGGUUUUUAACUUAAUUGCCAUAUGUUAAGAAUAUGGUCUAUUUACCAAUUCUUUAGCUUAUGGUGAAGUUUUAAAAAACAUUCCAUUUGAGUUUGAAAGGAAUAAGCUGUUGUGAAAAGUGUUUUAUAAAAGCGUAAAACCUCUGAGGGAUCUCUUAUACAUAUCUGCCUGACUUACGCCAAAAGUCCAGUUUCAGUCCUAGAGGCAACGAAAGUUGGCCUGUGUACAACUCCUGGGCCUCAUUACACCACAAACCUUCUUGUAAAAAGUACAUUGCCUUGAGUUAUCACAUCUGACAGGAAAAGCUUGUGAAUGGGGAGCACGGGAUGUAAAAAGACCUCCAGAACUGAGGCCAGGCCUGCUUAUAAUUGUGCCUAAGUGUCUCCUCCCGAAUGCCUCUUUGUUGCUCAGAUGUGGCCCUCUCUCUCUAGCUAAGCCAACUUGGCAGAUGAAAUCACUGCCCUCCCCCCUACGUGGGAUU
Molecule: messenger RNA, 3124 nt
Organism: Choloepus didactylus (southern two-toed sloth)
Lineage: Eukaryota; Metazoa; Chordata; Mammalia; Pilosa; Megalonychidae
Gene: RIDA
Product: reactive intermediate imine deaminase A homolog
Exons: 6
Coding region: 121-534 (137 amino acids)
Cellular component (GO): cytosol
Molecular function (GO): deaminase activity
Source: RefSeq, a predicted model, not a curated record